GCAGCCUGCCGUUCUUUACACUCGUCGAUCGAGGUCCAUUCGUUUCUUCUGUGCCUUUUCACGCUCUGUCCUUUCUGUGUCAUCUGCCCCGGAAUCUCGGAGAUCCUCCAUAUUGGUUAUACAAGGAAAAAUGCGUCAAUCAAUCAUCGUUGUCUCCCUGCUCCCUUGUAUCUCUCUGGCCUGCCCGGCAGCCAGCUCUGGUGCUGCACAAGGCCCGUGGGAACAGUGUGGCGGUAUCAAUUGGACCGGUGGCACGACUUGCACAUCAGGCUGGACCUGCGUAGAGCAGAAUCCUUACUAUUCUCAAUGCCUGCAAGCCAGCAACACUCCAUCUCCACCCCAGCCUACAACGUCUUCACCACCAGUCGUUCAGCCUGUGUCGCCCAGCCCAUCUCCGUCCAGCAGCCCAACCAGUGCUAGCGAACCAGCCACUUCCACCAGCCCAGCUUCCAGCAGCGGAGGCCUGACCUACAAAGCAUCGUUCACCCACUACGGUGCCGGCGACAGCUUUGGCUCCCCGAACUGCAACACCAACACGGCGGCCUGCUUCUUCUUCACCUCCCCGGGCUUCAGCGCCGCAGUGUCGCAGAACCUCUACGGCGCUGGACCGGGCCAAGGCCAGGGUCCUGCAUGUGGGACGUGCUGGAAGCUGGUCGGAGAGACCGACUCGUCGGGAAACACCCUCAGCAAUGCGGGCACGAGCAUCGUGGUCAUGGUCAACAACCUCUGCCCGGCCGACGGGAACCCACUGUGUGCCCAGAACGGGCUCUCCGGCACGAAUCAGUAUGGCGCCAACGUCAACUUUGACCUCUGCAGUGACAGCGGUGCGUCGGAGGCGUUCUUUGGAAAUAGUGGCGUCGGCCUCGCCGUUGGUUCUGCCACACAGGUUGACUGCUCCGAGUGGUCUGGUACUGUCGUCCACUAGGUGAGAGCGUGGUGCACGUAUGAUGCACAUUGAAGGGAUCGCAAGUCCCGAGAUUGUGCUGCCCGACUUGUCUUUUCUUCUUUUUAUCGGCUUCUCUACAGCUAGAUUCGGCCAGGCUCCGUGAAUUCUAGCCUUUUGUUUUUCAUUCUUCAGGGCGAACUGCUGGAGGAUAUCAGACCUCGAAGCCCGUUCACAUUUGGACCUUCUUGUACAUGGAUUUUGGAGCUUUGACGUUGAAUGAAAAAGACGGCCUUCGUUUGUGGUGGAUUUAUUUCACGAGUUUAUAAAUUUGAUGGACCCGAAGAGGCCACGGAAAAUUAAAUUCCUGGAGGGUCGUCUAUUCCUGACCCGGUUGACC
Cladophialophora immunda is the source of this 1283-nucleotide messenger RNA. RefSeq lists its product as uncharacterized. Lineage: Eukaryota; Fungi; Ascomycota; Eurotiomycetes; Chaetothyriales; Herpotrichiellaceae. The record is from RefSeq and is a predicted model, not a curated record. Bases 131 to 925 code for a protein of 264 amino acids. Gene Ontology annotation, biological process: carbohydrate metabolic process. Gene Ontology annotation, molecular function: cellulose binding. Gene Ontology annotation, cellular component: extracellular region. The transcript is spliced from 2 exons.